GCAAAAACUAGUGACGAUACAUGUCGGCCGACGCGGAGCUCUCGGCGCGCCAGGGCGAAGAAGUCGAGCCCACAGCCAAGUACACCCCUUCAACACGCACAAAUGGGCGCUGCUGCGUGCGCGUCGGCCGCACGCAUGUAUUGUGCUCAUUGUCCCGUCGUUAUGGAUACUUCCCAUCGACUUGUCACGUCGGCCCUCACUGGGGCUGCAUGUUGGUGACUUACUGCCUGGCGAUCGGGCCUGCCUUCUUCUUCUUCGCGGACGACAUGCUACUGGGGCUUAAGGUGGCGCUAGUGGUGUCAAUUUGCCUCACCACAGCAUCGUUCACUAUGGUGGCAUGCAGCGACCCCGGCGUUGUGUUCCAGGAUUUGGAGGUGGCCAACGCGCUGCAAGGAGACGUCGAGACUGGCAUUAUCUGCGCACAAUGCGAGGUACGACGGCCGUUAAACGCGUCCCAUUGCUCCGACUGCGGCGUCUGUGUCAGAGAGCUGGAUCACCAUUGUCCGUGGACGGGCAAAUGCGUCGGCGAGCGCACGAUCAAGUGGUUCUACGUGUUCCUGACCUUCAUCUCGCUGCACUGCAUGCUCAUCGGCGCCGUUUGUCUCGUUACAUUCGCCGCUCGAUAAAUUCACUUCGUUGCAGCAACUCAGAUGUGUAUUAUCGAUGCUGUUCCAGUACUAACACAGUUAGAGUUCCGCGGCUGUGCAAGAUACGUAACGAGAACAC
Molecule: messenger RNA, 726 nt
Organism: Phytophthora nicotianae INRA-310
Lineage: Eukaryota; Oomycota; Peronosporomycetes; Peronosporales; Peronosporaceae
Exons: 3
Coding region: 21-626 (201 amino acids)
Biological process (GO): protein targeting to membrane; peptidyl-L-cysteine S-palmitoylation
Cellular component (GO): Golgi apparatus; endoplasmic reticulum
Molecular function (GO): protein-cysteine S-palmitoyltransferase activity
Source: RefSeq, a predicted model, not a curated record